Messenger RNA from Solanum dulcamara, 1211 nucleotides. RefSeq lists its product as uncharacterized. The transcript is spliced from 7 exons. NCBI's taxonomy places the organism in Eukaryota, Viridiplantae, Streptophyta, Magnoliopsida, Solanales, Solanaceae. The coding region runs from base 45 to 1034 and encodes 329 amino acids. The record is from RefSeq and is a predicted model, not a curated record.
UUUUCCACCAUUUUCUCUCUUCUUUUUUCCUGUCCUCUUUCACCAUGGCAAAACAAAGGGAGAGAAAUGGAUCGCCGUCUGUGCCUCAAUUUGGAGCAUGGGAUCAUAAGAGCGGGGACAAUCUUAAUUUUUCCAUGGUAUUCUCCCAAGCUCGUGCAAACAAGAAGCAGCAUAGACACAACCUAGCACAACACAGCCCAGGAAAUGAGCAAGACAUGCUUGGCAAGCACCAAGAGGUCUCACCAAGGAUAAAAAGUAGUUCUACUCCAGUGCCUCAAGUUGGAGCAUGGGAUUCAAAGACUAAGGGCAAUCCUGAUAAUUACGCGAUGUCCCCCAAAGCUCGUGCCAACAAGAAGCCACAUAAACUUGAUAUUACACACCGAAGCCUAGGAAAUGAGCAAGAACUUGGGAAGCACCAAGAGGUUUCACCAAUGGUUCGUCCAAAGUCUGUUCCUCAAUUUGGAGAGUCGGAUCAAAAGAGUGGGGGUAGUCCUGAUUACUCGAAAGUGUCCCCUCAAGCUCGUGCCAACAAGAAGCAACAUAAGCAUGAUUCAGCACACCGCAGCUUGGGAAAUGAACAAGAGCUUGGCAAGCGCCAUGAGGUUUCACCCAGGAAAAAUACUCCUAUGGCAGAGCGUCAUUAUGUAGCUUGGGAUCAGAAGACUGGGAAGAGUCCAAAUUAUCCCACGGGGUUGUCCCAUGAUUGUGCCAAAAAGAAGCAGCAUAGACAUGGUUUAGCACGCCACAGCCUGGGAACUGAGCAAGAGCUUGGCAAACACCGAGAUGUUUCACCUAUGAAAACUGGUUGGAUGUCUGUACCUCAAUUUGGAGAGUGGGAGAAAAAGACUCCGAGUGAGACCAAUUAUUCUGUGGUGUUCUCACAAGCGCGCGCCAACAGAAAGAAGCACAAGAGUGAUUUAACUCAUCGUAGCUAUGACUUUGAGCAGGAUCUUCUAUCCAGGGAGCGAGAGAAAUCUGCCACGAGGAAAAAGAAGAAGUUCCUGAACUACCUUGGUUGCUGUCUUCCUGUAUGAUGCCGUGGUUUUUAGUGUGAGCGACGACCCCCUUUGUAGCAAUCUUGAACUGACUAUUUCUCUCCUGUAUUCAUAAAUGAAAGCAUGAGAGAGUUUUAUCAUUUUCCAUCAGAGUAUGUAUUCAUCCAAGCCUCUUGCUUGGAGUAAAAAUCAAGAAAAUUUAGCAAUGUUAUAAUC